Aplysia californica (California sea hare) is the source of this 3195-nucleotide messenger RNA. RefSeq lists its product as uncharacterized. The record is from RefSeq and is a predicted model, not a curated record. The transcript has 15 exons. Gene Ontology annotation, molecular function: non-membrane spanning protein tyrosine kinase activity. Lineage: Eukaryota; Metazoa; Mollusca; Gastropoda; Aplysiida; Aplysiidae. The coding region runs from base 195 to 3101 and encodes 968 amino acids.
GGGAAUAAGUUUUGUUUACAAAGAUGGCUGCACUGAUUCCGUCAAACCUACACAGACAAGAGAGAUUGAAUUGCAAUGAAAGAAGCAGGCCUGCUGGUAUGAUCUUUUCAUCAAAAGGGCACUGACUGUUGCCCUCUCCCACCCUCAGACUCGCGUCAUAUUAUAUUGAGACAGGAAAAAAUUGAAAUACCAUCAUGUCCUUGAAGAGAUCCUGGCUGGCAUGUCGUCUCAAGACUAGAGUGGCCAUCUUCGCCCUCACCCUCAUCUUCAUUAGUAUGGCACUGAUGUAUCGUGCCUUAUUGUCACAUGACACAAAGCCUCAUGUGCGUCAUAGUUCUCUCCCAACCAUGGACAAGAGAAAGUUUUUACGUUUCCAACCCAAGUACAGUGAACUAGACAUUCCACACGCCGAUUCUAACAUUGACAGAUCAUUCCACUUGAAAAGUCAUCGUAGUCUGGUAAACGGUAACCCAGACGCUCAAGAUCUGCCCAACUUGGCUAACAACAUCCAGCUCUUAAAAGACAGAGACUUGUUGAGUGCGGACAGCAAAGAAGCUUUAACAAACUUUUUGAAGCAAUUGUAUCCUGAUGACUGGGCUCAUGCCCCAGACACCGACGAAAUCGCUUUGGACUUGAAGUAUGUGCUGAUUGACUAUGGGUUUGAGAGCAAAAUGUCGUGCAAAGAGAUUGAUAGCCUAAGACUUGGAAAUCCUGUGUCCUUCUCCAGUUCCAAAUUCAUUGAGUAUGCUUAUGAUGAUAACCAGGACAACAACGAAGGAAACUCUUAUGAGAAUUAUUACAACAGGAACAAUCGCAAUAGGAAUGCUAAUGCGGCUGUGAAAAGUCCCUCUUCUGAUUCAGACACAAAGAUUGCGUGCAUGAAGCAAGUGUACGACCCAGAUUUCUGUGCCACAAUGGGGAAUUACAAAUUUCUACGGGAGAUUCUUUUUAUGGCGACUCUCCAUCACCCGUCUAUCUUGACCAUGAAAGGUUACUGUCUCCGUGGCAACCGGCUGGCGUCGAAGCUCCAGGAGAAAGGCCUUGUCAUGGUGACGGAGACUGGGGUGGCGCUCACCCCAACUGCCGUCCGAUCCUCCUCUUGGUACCAAAGACUACAUAUGGCGCUACAAGUGAGUCAUCUGCUGCUUUAUCUGGACAGUAGUCCCUUUGGUAGCUUGCGACUGCGCAAACUGGAACUGAAAGAUCUGAUACUGGUCAAAGGCGAUACAGUCAAGCUAGCGGAUCUUGAUGAAUUGGAAGUUGGGGAGUCGCUGUGUCAGGACGCCAUGCAGUGUCGGUUACAGGGCAGAGAAAAUGGCGGCCAAUGUUUAGAGGGAAGCUGCUUUGGGUUGAACGCACUGUCCAAUCUGGACAAAGCUGCUACAGCUGCGCUGCUGCCAAUGUUGAGGAACCCUGACUCGGAGGAGGCCACUGCUAUUGUGAGAGGCUUGGAAGAUUUGUCGCUGUCUACCCCACAGCUAGUUGUUCGACUCCAGAAACUGCUCAGCGAAACAUCCAAGGAAGAGCCACCACUUUUAGUUGUUCAGAGUGACAGGAAGUUAUCUGACGGCAGGGCUCGGCCAGUGGUGUCAAUGACACAAGAUGAAGACGACAACAGCAUUCAUCCCUUGCCACGAGGCAACAGAAUCGACACGGACUCAUUACUAUCGCGGUUUGAGCGCCAUGACCAGAGCAACUUUGCGGGCAUCUACGACUACCCGUGCGCUGGGUCUCGUGUGUCCUGGGGCUGUGUGCACACAGUGAGAACCCUUCAUGAUGUGGCCGACCUCUGUCUCAAGGACGACAACUGCCGCUGUUUCGUCACGUUUACCACCAGGCCGGAGGAGGAGAACCUGAUGACAGUCGUAUUAAAGAAUGCGACAGAUGCCUACCCUCAGAGCUCAUCCGGCACCACCCUUUUCAUCCGGAGAUCGGCAAAGUACGAUGUGAUUCUACGUGCUGUGGAGCAGCAAAACGGUGAUCUCUCUAGAGACAAAGAGCUUGAUAGUAUGAAUGAAGCAAUGAGGAGAAAUGAGAUUGGAGGAGUGGGAGGAGGAGGAAGUGUCAGGGAGGAAGGUGGCGGUCAAGAAUUGGACGCAGAUGACCAGCUCAUGGCAAAGUCAGAUCUGGAGAUUACGGAGUGCAUCGAUAGAACUCUCCAGAUUCAGGAUGCGGCGAGGCUCAGCAGAGAGAAACGCCUUAUGGCUCACAUGGGCCUCAAAGGCACAAGAGAGCAAGUGUGGCGGCGGUCAGUCCUCCACCAGAACUUGGGAAUCCCGAGCCGUAUUGUCCGAGCUGCUGGUGGUGGAGGGAAGUUCCUCGUCAAUUUCACCAAAAGGUUUGAAAGUGAUCUCCCGGAAGUAGCAAAGAAGGCGACAUUCAUCGCCGAGGAUGGACCUGUUGCCUUUCACAUCGGGUAUGCCUUGCUCUAUCACCUGGACAGAUUGCUUGGGUUGUACCACACCCCGCCGUGUGUGGGUCAAGAGCUCAGUGCUGACUUGGUGGACAGGCUACAUGCCAACAGUCACUGGGAGGAGGCCUUCAGACCACUCAUAGAGGCAGAUGGAACACUGUCAGGUAUUCUGGUGGUGCCCACGCCCAAAGUGAUGAAGGUGAGCAAGCUCAUCCUGAGCUCCCUAGAGGCACCGGUGGUGGAAAUCAAGCCCUUUGAGCGGAUGGAGAAACUGCAGCUGGAGUACGUGCUGCUGUGGUGGCUGGGCCGUGUGCAGAAACGGAACAAUGAGCACCUUGGCUAUAAAGGUCACCUGAUCCACUUUUACGCUGACAAAGCCUUCACCAAUGUCACUACUGACUUUUCAGGCUAUUUGCAUCAGUGUCAGUUUCCUAACGUGGCUUUCAAGGCUCUGCUGUGCUUCAAGUGUGUACGCAAAAAUGGCAUAUCUGCAGGCCCGGAAGUCUGCGCAUUGGGACAAGAGGUGAUACGUCGCACCCAUUCCAUGUUCACCGAUGAGUCAGAAUUUAGUAUAAAUGGAUUGUCAGAAGACGAACUGUCAGCCCUGAUGAACGAGGCUGCUUCGUCCGUUCUGCGAAUCGUGGACCGCUGUAUCAAGAUGUUUGGUCGAGAGUCAGUCUUGUACUGAGGUUGUGGUGGACGCUUUAUGUGAUUGUGCAUGUAUGAGUGCAUGUGCGUGUGUGUGCGCGCACCUCUGUGUGUGUGUGUGCGCAUUUGUGUGU